AUGAAGCCCAGUCAUCUUGAGCGGACGGCAGCCGAGCCGCGAGAUAAGUCUCUUACCACCGUCACGAUAGCGAGGGUCGACGAAAUCAAUGAUCAUAUCAGAUUGUUCUGCCUAGCGCUCUCGGCCCCUGUUCGGUUCUUACCGGGGCAGUGGCUCGAUGUCUUCGUGCCGGGAGUUCCGAAGGCGGGGGGGUACACCAUCACGUCAGUGCCAUCGAGGGCGUGGCCAUCGUCGCCACCGGGGAGCUUGCCCGACGACGACCUGUACUUGGAGCUUGCGGUGCAGAAGUCGUCCGACCCGCCGGCCGCCUGGUUGUGGCAGCCCUCGGACUCCAUCACCUAUGCUGAGCUGCAGGUCCGCAUCGGUGGCAGCUUUGUGUGGCCGCCCCCAGGUGUCAACGUCAGGACCCUGAGGCGCGCCGUCUUCGUCGCCGGCGGUAUUGGCAUCAACCCGCUGAUCAGCAUGCUCGGUAGUCUGGCCGAGGGCGGGGUCCCCUCCGCCCCGUUCGAGGUGCGAUUUCUCUACUCGCUGAAGGGUGAUGGCAACGCGGCCACCGGCACCCCCUGCGCCGACCGCAUACUGUUCCUUGAGCGUCUGACCACGAUCCUAGGGCCCCGUAGCGGGGCAGUGAAGGGCCGAUUCGAGCUCUUCCUCACGGGCAUAGGAGAAGACGAGGGUAUCGUCCCCCGCGGGGGGUUAAUCCAAGAAGAUAUCUCCUAUCGCGGGCGGAGGAUGACGAUCAACGACGUCGCGGCGGCCGUUGGCGAUGUUUCCGAGAGGAGGUUCGCCGUGGUUUACGUCUGCGGAGUCCCAAACAUGACGGAUGAGUUCGUCCAGAAGCUUACUGACCCUACUGGCCUAGGGAUGGAGCCCCAUAAGGUGCUGUGUGAGAAAUGGUGGUAG
This is a messenger RNA of Durotheca rogersii, 903 nucleotides long. RefSeq lists its product as uncharacterized. NCBI's taxonomy places the organism in Eukaryota, Fungi, Ascomycota, Sordariomycetes, Xylariales, Xylariaceae. The record is from RefSeq and is a predicted model, not a curated record. The transcript has 3 exons. Gene Ontology annotation, cellular component: mitochondrion. Bases 1 to 903 code for a protein of 300 amino acids. Gene Ontology annotation, molecular function: oxidoreductase activity.